Messenger RNA from Anneissia japonica, 7452 nucleotides. RefSeq names its product pre-mRNA cleavage complex 2 protein Pcf11-like. Gene Ontology annotation, biological process: termination of RNA polymerase II transcription. Gene Ontology annotation, cellular component: mRNA cleavage factor complex; cytoplasm. NCBI's taxonomy places the organism in Eukaryota, Metazoa, Echinodermata, Crinoidea, Comatulida, Comatulidae. Gene Ontology annotation, molecular function: RNA polymerase II complex binding; mRNA binding. The record is from RefSeq and is a predicted model, not a curated record.
GGUCACCAUGGCGGAAGCAGUAAUUGAAGAAUACGUGUCAACGCUCAACGAUUUGAAGCAGAACAGCAAGCCGAUGAUCAACGUUUUGACGAUGCUGGCCGUAGACAAUAUAAAAUACGCAAAAGAUAUUGUUGGGCUGGUAGAGUCGCGAAUUCAGAAGGCAAGUGGCAAGGAAAAACUUCCCGUUCUGUACCUUAUGGAUUCCAUUAUAAAGAACAAAGGUGGUGUUUACCUGCAAUACUUUUCUAGCAACUUGGUUCAAACGUUUGUAGGUGCAUUUGCAAAGGUAGAUGAGAAGACCAGAGAAUCAAUGUUCAAACUGAGAUCCACAUGGAAUGGACUUUAUCCAGAUGUGAUACUGCAUGGUUUGGACAAGAGAGUUAAGGGGAUUGAUCCUGCAUGGCCAAUCAUUACACCACCACCAACUAGUCCAGUUCCUCCUGCAAUUCAUGUCAACCCCAAGUUCAUUAAAAAGGACCAGGAACCAAAACCUGAGAAACCACAGAAAGAAAUCCAAUUGGAGCUGGAACUUCAACAAAAGAAAUCGGAGGAUGAAAUGAGAAAAGCACUCAUUGAAAAGCAGCAACAACUGCUACAACUAAAAAGAAAGGAAUUGGAGUUCGAGCUGGAGCAAACAAAGCUAAGGUUAGAAGCCCAGAACGUAGAACUGUCACUCAAAAACCAUCAGCUAGAAGCUCAGAGUAGGCUGCUAGCAUCUUCGUCAGGAGAGGGACCACUUAAACCAGUCGUGUUUCCAGACCCAGUAGAAGAUUCACCAGUUGAAGAGCAACCCUGGAUGCAGCAAGCUGCCAUGUCUGCAGUAAAACCUCCUGUGCAAGGGAAUUUAGUGACUGCUCCUGUGCCUACUCCUACCACAGCAGUUAGAGAUCCAAGAUUAACAUCCAGGGACCCACGUUUAGCACGUCGUGAUCCAAGACUCAGGACUGUCCCAACAAGUAGUGUGCAAUCAGUGGUUCCACAGGCUGUAGCACCUCAGAUUGUUAAAGCUCAACCAAAGCCAACGAUUCCUGCUCAAGUAACACCCCAGAAUCCUCUUCCUGAUCCCUCUGCUAAUAAUGCCGAACCUGGACCACUAGCUGGUAAGUUGGCACUACUUCCAACUCCAGCUCAGCCAACUUCAGCUCAGCCAACUCCAGCUCAGCCAACUCCAGCUCAGCCUCGCUCUAUUCUAAAAAAUGCAAAAGAGAAACGACCAGAAGCUAUUGUACAGGAUAUGAGUGGAUCGCAGCUAGAGAAAGAAAUACCCCAUUACCCUAACCCACCACAUCCUGCUUUGCGAGAUGAAGGAAGAAGGUUUCCUGACUUAAUGAUGUCUGGACCUGGUCCAAGAAUGCCAGUACCCCCUCAGCAAAGAGAUGGGCCUAUGAAUUAUAAUGGACCAAUUGGUCUUAGACCAAGAAGGGAUGGCCCUUGUAGGCCAGGUCCAUUCCCUCCAGGGUGGAGAGAUUUCCCCCCUGAGCAAGACAUGAGGAUGAAUGACUAUACACGGGGUGAUAGGCUUAAUGAAAGAACUUACAAAGAUGAAUUUGGUAGAGAUGUUGUGGAUAGGAGGGAUGAUAGAGAAAGAAGGGAUGAUUUUGAGAGACGAAGGCGAAUUGAUAGACUAGAUAGGGAAAGAGAACAACGAAGAAGGAAUGAACGUUUACGGGAUACAAGAAGAGAUGAAAGAAAUGGUGAUGACAGGAGAGGACGGUCAAGAAGAGAUAGCAGAGAAAGGGAUCGUGACAGAGGAAAAACUCGUAGUUCAAGACGUAGGUCCGCUUCGCCGCAUGGACGGUCUCGGUCUCCACGUGAUAAGCGUGAGCGUGAUAGAGGCACCAGGAGUGAUAGAGAUAAGAAGGAAAGUAAACCAAAAGAGAAGAAAGUUGAUGAAGCUAGAAGUAGUAAAGAUGACGAAAGUCAAAGCGAUGCUUCAGAAACAAAGCAAAGUGCAAUUGUCAAAGAUGCCGGUAAACCAAUGGAAGAGGUUAAAGAGGAAAAAAAAUCAGUAAAGAGAAAGUCUGAUGUGAUAGAGGCAACAGAUGAAAUAAAAGAGCAAGCAACUAAGAAAGCAAAGAUUGACGAUGACAAAGAAAAAGAGCAAACAAAGAAGCCUAAAAAUAGCAGUGGUGAGUGGGAAGAAGAACCAUGGUGUGAAAGGCUGGGACCUUCCAAGGAGAGCCCUGCUAGUCCAUUACUAGGACCUUCCAAAGACAGCCCUGACAGUCCACUACAAGGACCUACCAAAGACAGCCCUGACAGUCCACUACUUGGAAUUUCCAAAGACAGCCCUGAUAGUCCAUUACAAGAUGUCAUUCCACAACCUGUUGCAAUGGUAAUUGAUAAAAGCCCACCUGGACGGAGGGUUAGUAUUGACCCAUCAGUGAAGAUACCUAAGGAGCUAUCGGCUCAAAUGCUGCCAAAAAUACUCGCAAAUGCUGAAAAGCAAUUGGACUCUGGCCAAAUCGAUCAUAAACAGCACCAGGAUCUACUAUGUAAACUUUCAGAGGUUUAUAAGUUCCAGCAGCAACAGAGUGAAGAAAAUCAAUGGCAACAUGGUGACACAUCGCUACCACCAGAAGAAAAAGUUUCUGUUGGUCUCAGUGAUCUAGCAAGUACAAGUAAAGAUAAAGAUGAACGAGUUGCGCAUCCAAGUAUUUUGAAAAAAAGUCGUGCAGAUAUUACCACUGCUACUAAAGAUCAGGACAUGCGGUCUGAAAAACCUCAGGAUCAGGACAUGAGAAAGAAAGAUGACACUGAUAUGCGGAAACUAGUAGCUGACAAAGAUGAUCGCAAGUCUGACACACAAUCUAUUGAUGAUAAGGGUGCAGAUGGAGACGAGCUAAACAAAGAACCAUUACAAAGUGGGACCGACAUUGAAGAACCAAUAGCUGUUGAUCAAGAUAUGCGAAAAUUACCAAAAGCUGUUGAUAAGGAUUACCGCAGACCUUCACUAAAUGACGACCAGCAAUCUAAAUCUGAAGAGUCCAACUCAGAAGGAGUAUCCGAUAAGGAUUUAAGGACACAAGGGAAAGUGAAACAAAAUGUACAUACUAGUGACAGUGAUAAAGAUGAUAGAGUUAAGAAGGCACCUGUAAAUGCAAAACAAGAUCGAGACUUGCGUCAAAAAAGGAGGGAAGGUCUUAGGUCAGCAAUAGCAGCAGCAACAGCUGCAAAUGAAGUUGAUAAGGAUGAACGAGUGGAGAAGAUGGUUGACAAAAAAAGAAAUUACCAUAAAGAAAGAGAACAGAGGUCAGGUUUUGAUAUGCCAGACUGCUCAAGAGAUUUUGAUGACAGAAGGGAUCCUGUUUGUAGACUAGAUGAUGCACAACAAAGACCUCCAAGGGAUUAUGACCAUCGUUAUGGCCGUAUGAUAGAUCCUCGAGGCAUGGAUCCAUACCCGAUUCAUCCAAAUGCACGAGGAAGGGGAAAACGAGGACCCUUACUUGCUAAUCCAGUUCGACAUCCUGACAUGCAUGGACCCAGAAAUCAUUGGCCUCAACACGAAAGGUGGCAGCAAGACCAACGAAGGCAGCAAAGGAAGACUGCCAAAUGGGAUAAAUGGCGGUCUGAUCAUCCUGAACAUUAUGGAAAAGAUGUUCCUGACCGUAUCCGUCAAAAUAGUGCCAGUGAAUACCCUGAAAACCCGGCAGACAAUCCAUUUGGAAUGGAUCUAGGAUUGCCAUCCAGAGAUGUAGAUGAGCGUGUCUUUCAGCGUCCACCACAAAGGGAGCCACUUAUGAAUGAUACUGAUCAUCGAGUACCAAUGAACAGAUCAGACCUUGAUCAACGUGACAUGCGCUUAUACCGAAUGGAAAGUAACCGUUUCCCCAUCGGUCGUGGUAGAAGACAUAUUGGUACUGAUGGACGUCCAAUGUCUGUUGGUGCAGAGAGAAAUCUUCGACCUCAGGUACGUGAUAGACCAACACAUCCAAUGGAGCUUGAUGGAAGACGCUUGGGCAUUGGUCGGGAUAGGAAAGUUAUUGUUGGAACCGAUGGUAACUUUGUGACUGUAGGAGGACCAGAUGGAAGGCGUGGAAGAGAUCGUGAAGGCCGUCCAGGAAGUCCACAGCGCCAUAGACUAGGACUAGAAGGAAAACAUUUUGAAGGUAGACCUGAUAGUCGAUUUAUGCCAGAAGACGCACCUGUGAGUUUUGCUCCAGAUGGUAGACCGAUUCAUCCCAGUAGGGAAAGGAGACAAAUACCUCUUGGAUCUGAUGGCAGACCUGUUCUUGACACAGAUGGUAAACCUGUUUCAGAUACUCUACCUCAUGUAAUUGGGCCUGAUGGACGACCUCUUCCAAUAGGACCUGACGGACGACCACUUCCGAUAGGACCUGAUGGACGUCCACUUCCAAUAAUUGGACCAGAUGGUCGACCACUUCCUAUUGGACCUGACGGACGACCACUUCCGAUAGGACCUGAUGGAAGACCACUCCCGAUGGGACCUGAUGGUUCUCUUCCAAUAGGACCUGAUGGACUUCCUGUACCUAUAGGACCUCAUCCAGGUAUGAACCAACCGUUACCAGUUUCUGGAAACCAAUCUAUGCAGUUAACUAUGGAGAUGAUAGUGAGUCAAGCCGUCCAGAACGUGGCUCAGAUGAUUGGACGUGGUAUGGGCAUGAGCAAUCAGAGGUUUAUGACUCCAAUGGCACAGGUUAAUCCAACAGCACCAAACCCACCUACAAAUGUAUUCCCAGUGGCUCCACCUGUUGAACCAAGCUUGCCACCUCAACCAGUACCAAUUCAGACCCAAACAGAUGUCAACUCUCUGUUUGCUAAGCUACUGGAGACUGGAAUCAUCACUAAAAAGACAGUUGAGGUAGAAAGAUCUGAUUCUCCAUCAGUUGCGUCAGCAGAGACUGAGAAAGAGGAGCCAGCAAAGGUAGAAGAGAAACCAGAAUCUGAUCUAGAAGAAGAGGAAGAUAAAGAUUUAAUAAUACCACCAAUAACAUUUGAUCUCAAAGAUUUAAAAGAGCGCUAUCCAGGUGUUAUAAAGAGCAUUUACUCAGGAACUCAAUGCAAAUCAUGCGGUUUACGAUUCACUAUUGACCAAAUGGAUCGUUAUCGUAAACAUCUUGACUGGCACUUUAAACUUAACCGUAAGGAUCGGGAUGACGUGAAGGCCCGCACAUCACGCAGAUGGUACACACCAGCAGAUAACUGGGUUGUCUUUGAAAGUGUUGAGAACUUGGAAGAAGGAGCUGAGAGUUCAUUUUUCGAGGAGCAGGCACUCCAGAUGAAACUGAAUGAGUUUGCAGUAAGUAGUGUGCCCAUAAUACAAGGAAACGAUAAAGAUGAUAUUUGUAAGGUUUGUCAUGAACCAUUCCAGCAAUUCUGGGAUGAAGACGAGGAACAGUGGCAGUUAAAAGAUGCUAUACGAAUAGAUAAUAAGACAUAUCAUCCUACAUGUUAUCAAGAUGCCAAAGAGAAUUCUCUGCUGGAGACACCUACUCCAAGCGAUGGUAUGACUAGUCCUCCAUUCAGUUUUAAAUCUGUCGAGUCACCACUACAGGCUGCUCCCAUUGUUAAGUUGGAGUUCAAAGUUGAAGAACCUGACAAGACAACAGAACCAGUGAAAGUUAGCAACACCCAGGAAACAAGCAAUGUUGUAAAAACUGAAUCAGACAUUAAAGUAGAAAUAAAGACUGAUAUUAAAGCACCACUGACAGAGACUAAAUGUGAUGAUGAACUGAUCAGCGAUGUUGUAGUGAAAGAAGAACCAAAAGAGGAGCAAGAUGCAGCUGCAGCAGUGCCAACAACUGGAGAGUCAUCUGAAGUUGCCAUUGCAACUACAGAACCUCCUUCUAGUACUCAGAUAACUGAAGAAAAUCAGACAACUGCAGAAUCCGAUCCCGUAAAAAAAACAGAACUAUCAUCUGAAGCUGAAUUAACCCAGAUUAAACAAGAAAUCAAAGAUGAAAAAAAUACAGAUGAGAUAAAGAACCUUGAGGAAAAGGAUAUAAAAACAGAGGGGAAAAUAGACACAGAAGAAGAUACUGUUGUUAAACAGGAGGAAUCAACAGAGGAUGAGGGAACAGGUGAACUAAAGAUUGACACAUCAGAUAGUCCAGGAGCUAGCAAUGAGGAAGAGCCUAUUCCAGUACAGACACAAUCCAUCAAAGUAGUUAGUGGGGUGCCUAGAAUGAGUUUACGUGCAAAUAAAGGAAGAUCCAAUUAUCGCGACUGGUGCUGACAGCAUUCAUUUUGUAAAGCUCUGUUCCCACUAUCAAUUUUUAUGUGACAAAUACAUUCUAUGACAUCACUAUGCCCAUUAUAUUGGUGACAUUGUAUAAAAACAAACCACUUGUUCAUUUUAAGCUGUCCACACUAUCAAUUUUUAUGUGACAAAACAUUCUAUGACAUCACUAUGCCCAUUUUUAUGGGCGUGAUGUGACAUUAUUGUAUAAAAACAAACCACUUCAGACUUGCCAAUCCAAAACCAGCAUGCUGUUGUUAAACUGAGUAAUAGACCUUUCCGGAGUGUCAAUCAAACUUAACAACUGACUAAUCAAAACAGCGCUAGGAAUACGCGCGCAUCUUACAAACACAUGUGAUGUCCCACAAACGCUCGUGUUCGCGUAUGUCUUGUGGGACCUUAGCAACAAUAUCCAAGGGGCGGAGCUUAGCGGAAAGGUCCAUUAGCGCAAGAAUGUGGCGGUAUUGUAUACUUAUAGUACAAAUAAGCGAUAAUUCCACUCAUAACUUUAUCAUUAUCCGAUUACUGUAAAUGAUAGAUUAUUUUAAACCUGAUGAAGUGGAGAAUAAGAAUAUUAAAAAGUCUAUUUUCAUGUUUUCAUCACUGAUGGUGGUUUUGGGAUGGCAAGCCUCACUUUUUCAUUUUAAGCGAAGUCCAUGUUAUUAAGUUUUGUAUGACAAAUGCAUAUACUACGCUUAUAUAUAUUGGUGUGAUAUGACAUCAAUAUGUAUUAUGAAUAAAUCGAUAACAAAUGUUUGUCACAGAAAACUUAUGGUGUACUGCGAACAGUGCUUUAUACUAAAACAAAAGUGCUCCUUAUAAUGGGAUUGAAAUAUAUAAAAUGAAAAUAUGAAAAAAAAAAUGUAAAUAUUUGUGGCAUUGGAAGAUGUAAAGAAAAUAUAAAAAAACUGCCACAGAAGUUAAGUACAAAGUUCCUUAUGGGUUCCUUGAUUUAAAUUUUUUUAAAGUUUGCAUUUUGUUUAUAACCUGGUAAUCUAAAAUUGUGAUUUGUGUUUCUGUAUCCACAUUUUAAUGUUAUCAAUAAGUAACAUGUAUAUACAAUAUUUAUUUAAAAAAUUCGGAACAGGAAAUCCGAUUUCAGGAGUCACAAGAACCAUAUUAUUCAAAUUGAUAUUCAUGUAUAAUUCCGUUGAAUAUUAUUGUUUCAAUUAUCCAGAAAUUCAACAAAGAAGUAAAUAUUUUUUAAAAGUGAAACUUUGUGAAUUCUUGAAUAAAUUUCAUAUAAAAUUGAA